AUGGAAAACGAAGAUCUUCGCAUUAAGGAAAAUAACCAAGAUAAGUCUCAGAACAUUCUAAUUGCAAUGGCCAGGGGCAGCUCCGCAGAAGCGCUUUAUUUCAAGGGCCCAAGAGAAAGGUGGAUUCGUUUUUGUCUUCCCGAUGGCGGAUUCCUGCCAGAGAAAUCUACUUUCUCACAUGGGGAUACGGCGGUUUGCUUCAGGAUCAUCGAUCGGGACAUUGCAUCAAAGCUCUCGUUUGAAAUAUUUGCGACGGAGGAAAUUUCGAAAGUAAAGCACGAGUUGCAUCCAGAAAACGUGGUGCACUCUGCACGACUGGAAUUCUCAUUGCAUAUCGAUGGGAAGCAGCCUCGAUGUGUCCAGGACUUUGCCUUCAAGAAACAUUUCACAGUCAAGGCAACGGAAGGACAGUCCGGAGUCAAGUUACAGGAGGUUCCAUGCGGUAUUCGAAUCAUGAGGGUUGGAUCUGCCAUUAUGGCCCACGUUCAUCCGGAUUCUAAUCAAAUCAAAGAUAACCUAUUGACAACCGAGAUAAGAGGAACCGAGAUCCUGUUACCGGAAUAUACAGACGUGAAACUCAUUGUUAAAGUUCCCCAGGUCACAGGACCCGCCGUUGAGUGGAAAAUCAGUGGCUUCACAGUUACUGAGUAUACCGAGAAUUUAUUACCUGAUAAGCUAAACAUUGUUCUCUACGGCGGAAGGAUUAGCAAAUUACCAAAAGAAGAAUCUACUGUUAACUACGAUUGCAGCAAGACCACCGUUCUCACUGCGAUAGCAAUAUUUCUUUAUAACUGUGGUUUAAACGUCCUCCUCCUCGGAGCUAGUAAUACCGCUGUGGAUAUCCUGAUGGAUCAACUCACCGCACUGCAUAGCAUUCAUUACAAUGCAUAUGAAGUUGUCAACAACUACUUAUCUAAGCCAAAAGAUCAACGCCCGGGCCCUUCUUCCCCAGAGGAGGACGCAAAAUGGCUAGCAAAGGAGACCGCAUUCAAGAAAUACUGGGAUACCAUUGGUGAACUUGUGGUCCAGGAUGCAUCCAUUGUAGCCUACACGCACAAUCUAGCCGGCACACCUAUCGUCAGGAGAAAUCUUGCUGCAAACAGGAAGAAAAUUGUUAUUAUUGCAGACGAAGAUGGACAGGCUCUCGAGCCAGACGUGCUGAUACCUCUCGUUUAUCUAGACAGGCCGGGGGAUCCGCGCCUUUCGAAAUCUCCAUCCGCUUUCACUUACUAUGGGAAAAUGACUGACGACCCGAGCGUUCAAUCAAUUUCCAUUGAUACUAAGUUUUUAGAUGCGCUACUUGAUUGGAUCAAGACCAGAGUACCAGAUGUCAAUUUCGAAUCGGGCAUGGAACUCAUCGGCGUCAAUGUGAUGGAUGGGGAGACUGUGGUCAAUGACAGAACUCGGUCUCGUUCAAAUCUUGCCAAUGUCACUAUCUUUGAUGUUGACCCUGAGCACAUUGACAAUACAGCUAUAUGGGCUGAAGCCUUGAAUGUCCUAUCGAAAGGUCUUCCGUUUUUCGAAGAACGUUGA
Molecule: messenger RNA, 1533 nt
Organism: Aspergillus costaricaensis CBS 115574
Lineage: Eukaryota; Fungi; Ascomycota; Eurotiomycetes; Eurotiales; Aspergillaceae
Exons: 5
Coding region: 1-1533 (510 amino acids)
Source: RefSeq, a predicted model, not a curated record